AUGCACUCCAAGGUCGUCAUUAUCGGCUCAGGCCCCGCCGGCCACACCGCCGCCAUCUAUGCCGCUCGUGCGGACUUGCAGCCUGUCUUGUACGAGGGUUUCCUCGCUCUGGGAAUCGCAGCUGGUGGUCAGUUGACUACCACUGAUGAGGUUGAGAACUUCCCUGGUUUCAUGAACAUCCAGGGUGCCACCUUGAUGGAUAACAUGCGCGCACAAUCCGAGGCUUGCGGUACUCAGAUCGUUACCCAGACUGUUGGAAAGGUCGACUUCUCCCAAAGACCCUUUAAAUUCUGGCUUCACCCCCUCGGCGACGACGAGAACCUUGAGGAAGAGACACACACAGCUGACAGCAUCAUCAUUGCAACUGGUGCUAAGGCAAGAAGAUUGGAUCUGCCCGGAGAGGAGCAAUACUGGGGUAACGGUGUCAGUGCAUGCGCUGUUUGCGACGGUUCGCUCCCUAUCUUCAGACAAAAGCCUUUGGUCGUCAUUGGUGGUGGUGACUCGGCAGUGGAGGAGGCCAUCUACCUUACCAAGAAGGCUUCCAAGGUCACCGUGCUCGUUCGCAAGGACCAGCUCCGUGCUAGCAAGGCCAACGCUCGUAGACUGAGCACCAACCCCAAGGUCGAGAUCAAGUACAACACUGUUGCCACCAAGAUCACUGGUGAGGACAAGCCCCGCGGUCUCAUGACUGGUCUUACCAUCAAGGACGUCAAGACUGGAAAGGAAGAGAACAUUGAGGCCAACGGUCUUUUCUACGCUGUCGGCCACGAGCCGGCUACUUCCCUCUUCAAGGGCCAAUUGAACAUGGACGAGGACGGUUACCUGAUCACCGAGCCCGGAACCACCCACACCAACGUCGAGGGUGUCUUUGCUGCAGGAGAUGUUCAGGACAAGAAGUACCGUCAAGCCAUUACCAGUGCAGGCUCUGGCUGUAUCGCUGCUCUCGAGGCCGAGAAGUUCCUUGCCGAGAACGAGGCUGAUGUCGAGAAGUCGGUCGAGGACCAGGAGGUCAAGAAGGGCCAGACUGACAGCGAUGUCCCUGAAUACAAGCAAAAUCCUCUGCUCUAA
Molecule: messenger RNA, 1068 nt
Organism: Aureobasidium melanogenum CBS 110374
Lineage: Eukaryota; Fungi; Ascomycota; Dothideomycetes; Dothideales; Saccotheciaceae
Product: thioredoxin reductase
Exons: 3
Coding region: 1-1068 (355 amino acids)
Biological process (GO): removal of superoxide radicals
Cellular component (GO): cytoplasm
Molecular function (GO): thioredoxin-disulfide reductase (NADPH) activity
Source: RefSeq, a predicted model, not a curated record